Molecule: messenger RNA, 684 nt
Organism: Rotaria socialis
Lineage: Eukaryota; Metazoa; Rotifera; Eurotatoria; Philodinida; Philodinidae
Source: the annotation of a GenBank genome assembly
AUGGUAUCAACACUUUUAACGAAAUUAGUCUUAUUGGCUACGGUCAUAGAUAUUGUCUAUUCAGUAGCUAUCUAUGAGCAAUGUGCUGGUGAAGGCUAUGGUAAUUUUCCUUGCGACAAUGGUAUGGCAUGUUUUCGUCGAAAUAAAUGGUUUUCAUCAUGUCAAUACAGUUGUCCAUUGAAUCUUGGUUGGGAAUGUGAAGCUUACAUUACAUUAGCACCAGCCUAUGCUGCUGGGUGGGCCCAAUGUGCCGGUGAAGGUUGGGGUAAUGCAAAAGCAUGUCCAGCUGGUUAUGCUUGUUAUGCUCGAAGUAUCUAUUAUUCUCAAUGUCGUCCAAUUGGUGAUUGUCCAGCAGAUUGGGGAUGCUAUGCAUUUAUUCAUUCAACCACUCCAAUUCCUCGUCCAGUUACUUUACCUGCUUAUACAAAAUGUAACGAUGUUGCAAACGCAGUCUGUCCAACUGGAACAGCAUGUUUUCGAAACAAUGCUUUAUAUGCCGAAUGUCGUCCAGCUUGUCCACCGACAUGGGCCUGUGAAACAGAUGUAGCCCAAGACAAGGAACAGUGUGGAGGUGCGGGAUAUGUGGGUCUAACACGCUGUGCUGAAGGCCUUCGUUGCUAUGUACGUAACCAAUUGUACGCCCAAUGUGCACCAUCAUGCCCAGGAGCUGAUUUUAUUUGUUAA